Molecule: messenger RNA, 591 nt
Organism: Echinops telfairi (small Madagascar hedgehog)
Lineage: Eukaryota; Metazoa; Chordata; Mammalia; Afrosoricida; Tenrecidae
Gene: LSM11
Product: LSM11, U7 small nuclear RNA associated
Exons: 5
Coding region: 23-577 (184 amino acids)
Biological process (GO): mRNA 3'-end processing by stem-loop binding and cleavage
Cellular component (GO): U7 snRNP
Molecular function (GO): U7 snRNA binding
Source: RefSeq, a predicted model, not a curated record
ACCGCGCAACGUGCUCACGCGAAUGCCCCUGCACGAAGGCAGCCCCCUGGGUGAGCUCCACCGCUGUAUCCGCGAGGGGGUGAAGGUGAACGUCCACAUCCGCACCUUCAAGGGACUCCGGGGCGUCUGCACAGGCUUCCUGGUCGCAUUCGACAAAUUCUGGAAUAUGGCACUUACUGAUGUGGACGAGACAUACCGAAAACCUGUUCUGGGCAAAGCAUACGAACGGGAUUCGUCCCUGACUCUCACUCGGCUCUUUGAUCGGCUCAAACUUCAGGAUUCCGCCAGGAAGGAAGCAGAUUCUAAAUCUGCCGUGGAAGACUCUACUCUGUCCAGAUACUCGCAGACUUCCACCUGGAAGGUGGCUUCCGUGUGGGGAAGAGGAGACACGGACCGCGGCUCACGCCAGCACUCCCGCUCACUCCCUUCUUCCUUGCAGGCGUCUGGAAGGGAGGAGUCCAGGUCUCUGGCUGUGGAAGAAAAGCCUGUCUGUCUGCUCCCACAACGAUUACAGCCAAGAUUACCAAGAACUAGGAAGGAGCUCAGCCCAACUCUCGAGCAUUUGGGCCCAUUAUGAGCUUACAUAGACUC